AUGGAGGUUGACAAGAAGAUUGCAGAGAGAAGGCUACGGGAACACCAAGGGGAUCCUGUCGCUGCUCUAAGGUCGAUUGGUGCUCAGCGCGCAGCCAACUGGAAGGCCACGGGGAUUGUCGCCCUCAGGGACGCGCAUCUGAAGGUGAGUGAUGGGGGAGGCAGUACUUUUCGUCCUUGUACUGGGCAUGCUAGCUCUAUCGCUCAGCGCGCAGCCAACUGGAAGGCCACGGGGAUUGUCGCCCUCAGGGACGCGCAUCUGAAGUCCAUCCCUGAUGCAGUCUUUGAAGCAGCGGGCUCGGCACGCACUCUAGACGCGUCCAAUAACAGAAUAGUUGAGAUCCCCGAAGCGAUCGGACGGCUGACAUCGCUGCAGCGGCUGGUACUCCCCACCAAUCGCAUCGAGCGCCUGCCUGCUUCCAUUGGCCUGCUUACAUCCCUCAAGGCUCUUCAGUUAGAGAGCAACCGAUUGACAGAGCUGCCAAACGAAAUUGGCUCGUUGUCUCGCUUGGAGCGUCUAUCCCUCGCCAGCAACAAGCUUCAGCACCUGCCAGACUCCAUUGGCCAGCUUACUGCUUUGGUCACUCUUGACGUUUCUUCCAACUGCCUCUCCAGCCUCCCACCAACCAUCGGCAGCUGCUCCAGCCUUCAAGAAAUCUCGCUACAAGACAACCGUAUUGCAGGUCUACCCCCUUCGGUGGUACAACUAUCCGACCUUCGCACUCUCGCCCUCGAUAAUAACCGACUCACUGACGUAUGUUAA
Molecule: messenger RNA, 762 nt
Organism: Closterium sp. Naga37s-1
Lineage: Eukaryota; Viridiplantae; Streptophyta; Zygnematophyceae; Desmidiales; Closteriaceae
Source: the annotation of a GenBank genome assembly